Falco peregrinus (peregrine falcon) is the source of this 4119-nucleotide messenger RNA. It is a transcript of the gene LRIF1, whose product is annotated as ligand dependent nuclear receptor interacting factor 1. Gene Ontology annotation, molecular function: nuclear retinoic acid receptor binding. Gene Ontology annotation, biological process: regulation of DNA-templated transcription. Lineage: Eukaryota; Metazoa; Chordata; Aves; Falconiformes; Falconidae. The record is from RefSeq and is a predicted model, not a curated record. Bases 803 to 3058 code for a protein of 751 amino acids. The transcript has 4 exons.
GCGGGGCGGCGGCGGGGGGCGGGGCGGCCUCCCCGUUCGCGGGUGGAGCCCCCAGCCUCCUCCCGGCCUCGUGCCCGGCACGUGGCGCUGGCCUGGCUCGAUGCUGCCGGGCCCCACGGGGCCCGUGGCUCAUGCGGAGGGUGAGUGCGGGGGUUUCACCGCCUCCGGCAGCGCAUUGGUUUGACGCCAACGUGCGAGUUCAACCGUGGCGUAAACCACGGCCGAAGCCUGGCACCGGCCCGAGGACACCAGCUCCAGCCGUGCCAAGGGAGGCGCCACGGCUACCUGCUGCUCCGUGUGCGCGUUCCCGCUGGCGGCAGAAGGGCUUGGCCGGGCCGGCCGCCGGAGCUGUGGUUCGGUCUGCAGAGCUCUGGGGUUGCCGCGGCUGCAGGUGCAGAGCUGGGGGUUGGCUGCGCGGGCUGGCUGUGGCCGCGGGCUGGAGUUUUUGCGCUGCUGACGUUCUCCGCGAUUCUGCCGAAGGUUUUACAGCUGGAGGAGGCCCUGGUCGCUGGUUGGUAGAGCUGUGGUUUGUGACAAAGAACAGGGACCGUUUCCUGGCAGUUAGCGCGUCCUAGAAUAACUGUCCAUACUCCGAGGAAUGUUCCACAACGGGUGAAGCUGUUCCCAUACAAAAUUAUUGUCGGGCAGAAAAUGUUUCUUCUGCCGUUGUUGAAAGCUUCUGGAUUACAGUAAAACCUGAAGCCAUUACGAAUGGCUUGGACCUGAAUUCUGGACAUAAUUCUGCAGCUUCAUUUGCAAACUCAACGUAGAUUUCCAGAUUUCCUUCAGCAUUGCAGGCUGUAUGUACCGAGUAGUUCAGACGACGGGACCCGAUGGAAAAAACCUUCUGAAAUUACUUCCAAUUUCUAAAUCUUCUGGGAGCUUUGUGCCAGUAGUUCAGUCUUCAGCCAUGCCAAAUAAUUCUAAAGCGAGUAUUUGUAGUCCGGUCCAUCUUACUUUUAAGACACAGCUUGCCAAUACUACUGCACCUUCAUCUGUUAAGAUACCUGUUUUUCAGUCUCCUAAUUCUGGAAACAUUUUUCUUACAAGAAAAUCAGACAAAACCAAAAGCGUUAGGGCAGGUUCUGAAAAAGAAAGCUCAGUUCCAAAAUCAGCUGCUAACAUCCAGAGCAGCUGUGUUUCAGCUGAUAGACUGUCUUUGCAGAACAUUGCUGUAACAAGUUCAUCUAACCAGAGUAACACUGCAUACAUGUUGGUAAACACAAAAACUCUUCCAGUUUCUAUGAAAUCUCCAAUACUGCCCUCUGGCCACCACCUCCAGAUACCAGCUGAUGCAGAAGUGAAAUAUGUCCCAGCUUCUUUUUUGCCACCUGCAAUACAGCAAAAAAUACUUGCAGCUGCAGCAACGAAUGUGUCUGGAGGAGCUGACAGUAAAAAAAUGCCGACUGUUAUUUACGUGUCACCAGUGAACACAGUGAAAACAGUGUUUCCCAAGUGUUUGCAAGCCAUUUGCUCAAAACCUGCCACAGAAGUUUCAAAAACAUUAAUAAUGACUGCUACACAAACGGGAAAUAGCUGUUCUCCUGAGACAGUAACAUCUGAUGGUCAGCAGUGCCAGCAAACUCCAAUGAAAUGGAUUGUGCAAGAAACUCCACAGUCAUCAACGCCUUGCCUUAUUCCUGUAAAGUCAUCGAAUAAUAUGGCUUCUAAGAUCUUGAAAACUUUGUCAGACAUGAAGAAUGUAGAAGUUAACUCUGCAAAUAUUUUACCACUCUCUUCUAGUGGUCCUGGUGGAAGCCAAACCAAAAUCACACCUUUUAAAGAUAAUGCUCUGGUCAUGUACAAUGGGAAGGUGUAUUUGUUGACCAAAAGAGGCUCUGAUGAUCUGUCAGCCCAAGCUGACAAACAAGCAUGUUCCUCUUCUGAUGAUUCACUUAAGGAGACAUCCAAGCUAAUUGAUUCUACUGCAGUUAAUAAAAUAACCAAUAAAGUAGUGAAGCUGGUUUUGUCAAAAAGCAAAGGAAUGGUGCUGCCUCAGAAAGAUCCAAAAACAUGUGCAAACUCAAAAAAUUCUUCACCAUCUGGCUUAAGAAAUGAUUUAAAUUCUGCACCUGCAGCUCUGGUGGCACCAAGUACUAAUGAGCAGAAUUCCACUGUUAACCAGAGAAAGAGUUUGCCCUUCACCAAGAGCAUUUCAAGUGGAGUGACCCCUAUUACAGCAGUAGGGACACAAGAAAAUGUAUGCCAAAAUGGCAAAGAAAAGAGUCACUCCCCCAAAGCAGCAAGUGCUGUUUUACCUCAGUCUAAGCAAGAGUGUGCUUUCAGUGAAGACUGGCAAAAGGUCCAGUGUGAAAAGAUGGAUUCACUGAGAAAGGUUAUUCAAAUCAAAUACCAAGAGAAGCCACAUUGGAAACAGUACUUGGAAUUAAGGAAAAAAUUUGGUCUGUCUAAGGAGGAGAGAGUAUACCUUAGGAGAAUACCAUUAAGGACCUCCUGUGAGACACCAGAAGAAAGAGUUUGUUCCAGUAACAGCUUGAAAAGGGAAAAUGAUUCUUGCAGUUCAUCAUCAUUAGAUGUGGAAGUAAUAAGUCAACAUCGGGAAUGUGUUAAAGAGGAAAAGGUGAUUGUGGAUCUGGAAGAGGAGUUGACUAAGAAACGAAAAAUAAAACCUUCACCACUGUCAGACAGCAGAAAGAGAAGGAAGACUUCAGUCAAAUCAACCGCAAGUCCAAGUUCAGAAAAUAUCAGCUCAGGUGCUGGUGUACUCAACAAAAGUGUUUCACCUCCACCAGUCUCAUCACAGCACAGUGUUUCCACAGACUUUGUCACAUCAUCCCCAGGGAAGGACUCUGAGCCAGACCCAUACGGUCAAUAUAGUGAUCUUGCAGACUUAAAUAUUCCAGUUUUAGUGUCUGGUGAGGAUUAUGCUUCAGUUCCUGAAGGUUCUUUUAGAAAUGAUGCUUUCCCUUUGACUCCACCAGAUUUGGAUGAAACAAUACGGGAUGAAAAAAUAAAACGACUUAAACAGCUUCUAAGAGAACGAGAAGCAGCACUUGAAGAAGUACGUAAAAAAAAUGCAGCAGAGUUGAAAUACUGAAGCUGGUGAUCUGGACCAUACUCAUCUUCAUUUCAGUGACUUCAGGAAGAAAUUCCUUGUUUAAACGAACCUGAUUUUUUCUGGUGGAUGGAAGAUCUUAAUGAAAUUUAUAGUGUGUAUGUAUUUAGAAACGUACAAGUAUCUUGUUACGUACUAGAAAUGAAAGACUUGGACCAUCACAUUCUGCUUCUGGGACAUUACAUGUAUGAAAGAAUGCAGAAGAUAGGAAUUUUUGUUAAUGUAUUCUCUAUAUUUUGAAUUGAGGAGUUUCUGUAUUAGCCCUAGCAAAUAAACUUUCCCACUUUGGAAUUCCAUGGCCUGUCUCUUAGAAACUGAAUGUACAAUGCAAACCUCAACUGUAGAUUUUUUUUUUUGUUAGUUUUCCUAAUGUGUGUGGCAACUUUUAUGAGCUCCUGAGAACUAUCAAUUGUUAUUAAAGGCCAAUGAUUAGUGUUUAAUACAUGCUGUUUAAGUGACCUGGGAAUUAGACUUUAGGCAGUAAGAUGCAGAUAUUUAUACAAAACUUCUUACAGAUGUGAAGAUGGAAGCAGUAGAAACCCCUGCUGACAGUUAUUUAGAUACAUGUUGUUUACUGUUACAAGCCUUUGUAAGGCCUUUGCCAGCUGUGCACUGCUGAAGUUUGGUUGUUGGGAUUAUUUGUGUGUGUGGGAUGUGUGUAUAUUUUUUAAACAGAAUUAUGUUGAAUAAUAACUUAUUGAUGCAAAAAAGGCAUCUUUCUUUAUUCAGGAGAGGUAUCUUUAAUAACUCUUGAUGAGCAUCUUUUCCAUUUAUUUGUUCAGUUGCCAUUUGAACAUGUCUCUUGCUGCCUUCAUUUGGUGCUACCUUAGUUUUGCAUUGUGGGAGAGAAUAUUUGCUCAAAAUGUCUUUGCCAUUAUGAUUUCUAUAGAUCUUUGUACUGUAUUUCCCCAGCAUAUUCUGUCCUGUGUUUGUACAAUGUCUUUCACGAUCCUCUGUUGUCCAUGUCACUGAAUCCUGGAAAGACCCUUCAGCAGCUCUUCAGUCUUUAUUGUUACAGCCAUCAAUAACUUUUGCCAACAGAA